Molecule: messenger RNA, 1548 nt
Organism: Plasmodium adleri (nom. inval.)
Lineage: Eukaryota; Apicomplexa; Aconoidasida; Haemosporida; Plasmodiidae
Product: protein disulfide isomerase
Exons: 3
Coding region: 1-1548 (515 amino acids)
Biological process (GO): response to endoplasmic reticulum stress; protein folding
Cellular component (GO): endoplasmic reticulum
Molecular function (GO): protein disulfide isomerase activity
Source: RefSeq, a predicted model, not a curated record
AUGAAAGUUUUUUGCUUUACGAAGUUUUUGUAUAUUUUGAUAAUAUACAUAAUAUAUUAUAUUGAUUUUAAUAAUAUAAUAUUAAUUGAGUGUGCAAUAUGGGAAGGAAUAAGUAAAGAGGAAACAAGGAAUGUAAAGCAUUUAACGCAUGAAGUGGAAUUACAGAUAUAUAGCCAGCAUACUCAGAAUUGUAUGGCUUUAUUUUGUAAUGAGAAAGAGAGUAAAUGUAAGAAUGUUUAUAAAGAAUUUGUAAAAGCUUCGAAUGAAUUAAUAGAUAAUGAUGUAGUAUUUGUUUAUGUUGAUACGAUUAGUUUAGCAAAAACAGCUGAUAAUUUUGAAAUAAAAACUAUACCAAAAAUUUUAACAUUUAAAGAUUUUGAUCCUGAAAAAGGAUAUACAUUUAAUAGAAAAUAUACAAAAGAAAAUAUAUUAGAAUGGUUUAAAUUAUUACCUGAACCUUCAAUAGAAGUAAUGGAAAAAAAUAAUGUGGAGAAAUAUGUAGACAUGCAUAAAAAAAAAGGUUAUGCAAGUAUUAUUGCAUUUUGUAUAAGAGGAUCUGAAAAUGCUAAUAAAUUUGUACAUUUUGGUGAAACACAGAAAUUAGCAAAUUUAGCUGUUGGUUUAAUAUAUGUUGAAAAUGAAGAAGAUAUAAAAAUUGAAAUUUUUAAUGGACCUGGAUCUACUAUGCCUAAAGAAAAUUUUAAAUAUAAAGAUACAUAUGUUCCUUCUAAUGGUAUAUGGACAUCUGAUAGUAUAUAUCAAUUUGCUGAAAAUUAUAUGAAACAAUUUCCUGUUAUUAUUAAUUAUCAUAGAAAAACAUUACCACCUAUUAAUGGGGAUAUUUAUUUUUACAUAUUUAAUCGUUUUGGUGAAUAUUCUGAUUCAUUAUAUGUAGAUCUCUACGAUUUAAUAAAGAAGCACAAUCAGAUCAAGUUUGUUUUUCCAAGAAAAGAUGAAGUUUUAGAACACUUUAAUAUAGAAAACAAUAUGAGUCUUAUCAGCAUUAUGGAUUAUAAUAAUGCAUCUUUUGUUACUCUGACUCAAAUGCUAAGACCUAAAAAAUAUGCCAAAAUAAUGGAUGAAAAUAUAACUGUAUCACAUGUAGAAAGCUUCCUAGAUGAAUAUUUAAAUAAGAAUCUUGUUGUUUAUAGAAAAUCAGAGAAACCAGUUAAAAGAAGAGAAAAACAAAAAUAUCAAAUUUUAUGUUCUAAUGAUUUUGAGUCAUAUGUUAUGGAUCCUGAAAAAAUUGUUCUUAUAUUUUAUCAUGUUCAUGGUUGUAAAGAAUGUAAACCAUUAUUUAAUUUUUGGGAUACUGUAGCCAAUUAUUUCCAUCUUGAAAAUAAAUAUAAAGAUGUCUUAGUUGCAACUAUGGAUGCUAAAUUUAAUGAUAUGAUUGACGAAUCGGUGGAUUACUAUCCCAGUUUAGUAGUAUACCCAAAAGGUGAGAAUAAAUUAAAAAGGAAACAUAUUUUACUUUUCCCCAUGAAGCUUGACACCCUGAUUGAUGUUGUCGAUGAAUACCUUGAAGCUGAAGACCAAGAUUUAUAA